ACAACGCCGAAUCGAAUUCGUCCUUUCACAAAGAUUUGCCCCAAAUGUUAUCUCUUUGUGAAUUUAUUAUUCUCAAUCUAUUUCACACUCUGUCUCCGCAUCCUAUUUUGUAAAAAGCCUUCACAGGAUUACAGCAUGAAUGGUGAGGCAAGUCGGAAGGAUAAUCCCCUUACAUUUGCAACAAUCUGGGCCGAUUCUCAAUUACACUAACAACCGUGACACUUUCGCUUGGCACAAGAUAAUAAAUGAUUCUGUCAUGGAGAAAGGGGCUUCUUUUGGAUUAUUUCGGUGUUGUAUGUUAUUCGCAGUAAUCCUAAUACGCUUUCCCUACUACUGUCAAGGAAAUUGGAUGUGGUUAGGAUCCACGGCCAGUGGAGUUACCGAGAAGAUGGGGUGUCUAGGUUUGCCACUUUCAAACAAACAGAAAGAUCUAUGUAAAAGAAAGCCCAAUCUUUUGCCGACCAUUAAAGAAGGAGCACGCAUUGGUAGUUAUGAAUGCCAGAAUCAGUUUAAACACGAGAGGUGGAACUGCUCAAUUACAAAUGAUUACUCUGUCUUUGGCUAUGAGCUAACCAGUGGUACGAAGGAAAGUGCCUUCAUCCAGGCGGUGAUGGCGGCGGGACUGGUUUACUCGGUGACCCGAGCCUGUAGCGCCGGGAACCUGACCGAGUGCUCCUGUGACAGGAGCCUACAGAGCGGCGGCUCCGCCGAUGAGGGCUGGCAUUGGGGAGGCUGUUCCGACGACAUCCAGUACGGCGUGGCGUUCAGCAGGAAGUUCAUCCACUCGACCGAGAAACCUUCGAGCCCCGACCUCCCAGGAGAGAAGGAAGCUCGGGAAACCAUGAUCCUGCACAACUCCGAGGCUGGCCGCCAGGCAGUGUCCAAAUUGAUGUCUGUGAACUGCCGUUGUCAUGGAGUCUCUGGCUCGUGUGCUGUGAAGACUUGUUGGAAAACCAUGUCUUCCUUCGACAAAAUCGGUCAAUUUCUGAAACAGAAAUACGAGCACAGCAUCCAGAUCUUGGACAGAUCAAAGAAAAAGGUGCGUCGCAAAGACAAGGUGCAGCGGAAAGUGCCUGUGAACAGGGAAGAUCUGGUAUAUAUUAAAAAGUCACCAAAUUAUUGUGUGGAGGAUAAGAAGCUUGGGAUCCAUGGGACCCGGGGGAGGCAAUGCAACCGUACCUCACCAGCCGCUGAUGGUUGCAACUUGCUGUGUUGUGGCCGGGGAUAUAACACGCAUGUAGUCCGGCACGUGGAACGGUGCGACUGUAAAUUUGUGUGGUGUUGCUACGUGCGCUGUCGGAGGUGUGAAACUAUGACUGAUGUGCACACCUGUAAGUAGCUGCUAGACACAAAACAAGGAUAGUUCAUAAAUGGUUUGGGCUAAAGGAGCACGUAUUCAGAGUCAAGUGAUAUUAUUAACCUCUAAUGAGCAGUUGACGCAUUACAACACUGAGCAAGCAUAAUUGCAAGGAAUUUAAAUAGACAGGACAUUCAGUUCAGAAGAAAAUAUGUCCAAUAUCCUAUUAUCUGUAUCGGUGAACUGUGCAAACAUAAAAGGCCAAAAAGAUGAGGCCAUUUUGUUUGGAGUGACCACAACCAUUGUUAAAAUCAUUUUAGAUGAUCCUUCAAAAGAGCAUCAAGGAAAUCUCAGAGGAACAGCAAUAAUACUGAAGUGUUAUAGUAAUAGCAUUUAUAACAGUUUAAACAAUAUAAAGUAGAAAUGCUAACAUUCCAUAAUGAACAUCUGAAAAUUAUGUUAGAUGUCAAUAGUGUAACUAAUAUAAAAUGGUUGUACUAAAUUUGUUCUAGGAUUUUAAAAAUAAUUAAAAAUUCCAAGAAGCUUGCAUUGCCUGCAGUCCAUGGCAUAAUAUUUACCUCUGGAGGAUAAAAUCUUCCAAAUUGUUGUCUGUUCAGAGUUGGAAAUGAAAAUAUGACAUUUACUCAGUGAUGACACUGUAUUUCAGUUGCAUGGCAACUAUGUAUCAAAAGUUAUAUUACUUACAAAGUAAAAAUUUAACUUGCUAUGCUGAGUUCUAAAAGAAUAGCAUUUCAUACUUUUUUAAAAUAUAUGUACAGAGAACUUUAGUUUUGGAUAACAAACAUACUAACAGCUUAUCUGUAAAUAUUGUUUAACUUAUGCAGAUCAUGUAUAAAAGUGUCAAUCAUUCUUUCUGUAAAAUAUGUAGAUUGUCACUAAUCUUGUACUUGUUCAAUAUAUAUAAAGAAGUACUGAGUGAAUUGGUAGCAUUUUAAACUUGUCUAUUUUUCCUUUAGUUUUCUGCAGAUUGUUGAUAAAUGGCAGUUUUAGUGUUUCAGUGAUUCUGAUACAUUGAUUUAUCUUGCAGGAAGUAUUUUGAGAACUGGAAAACAAUAAAUAUUUCUUUUGGAACAAAUGCAUUAACUUUUAAGUUAUUUGAAACUAGGACUGUAUGUAACAGUUACCCAACUUCUCUUAAAGCUCAAGAUUGUGUGGGGUAGUGAUUUGUGAAAAAUAACAAGCUAACGAAAAAUACCACAAGUCCAUUUUUUUAAAGAAAGAAUUUUAGUUAAAUCAUGACCAGGGGUUAAAAGUCUAGGCCUGUUUUAUAUAGUCUGAUGUAGAGAUGAAAAAUAACAAGUAAUCUACUGAGAAUCAAACAAUUUGACAUUUGUUUUGGCUGAAAUGAAUUUUCUAACUGAACUUUAGCAGUCACUGGACUUUUAAUUUGCACAAUAUUUUGAUGCUCUGACAGUAUAAUGAUUUGAAGUCUGUACCUAUUGCAUAGUGCGCAAGACAAAAAGUAAUGGAAGUAAGAAUGCAAAAGCUUGCACUCAAGAUCUUGCUAUGCACUUCUGUGUAUUUUGAGUUUUAGUUCAGUUAUGAGUAGUGCUCUUUGUCCUCCAUCAUGCUGCUUCAGUCUUGCAACUGUCCAUUCAGUGUUUUCACAGAAUUGUUACAGUACAGAAAGUAAGCUAUUCCACCCGUUGUCUGCAGCAGCUCUUGGAAUAUUUUGACUUGUUGCCAAUAUCGUGCCUUUUUCCUUGCAUGUUGUCUCUAUUCAAAAUCGAUUGCCCUCUUCACUACUUUAAUUGAACCUGCCUUCACCAUGCUUCCAGACAGUGCAUUCCAUACUCUAACUACUCAUCAUGUGAAAUUUAUUUUCUCCCCUUGCAUUUGCUUCUUUUGCAAAAUACUUUAAUCCUGUGACUACUGGCGCUCAAUCCUUUUGAGUGGGAACAGUUUCUCCCCAUCUAUACUAUCCAGGCUGAGCCUGAUUAAAUGGCAUUAAAAACCAUUUAAACACAUUAUUACAAUAAAUGAAAAUGAGUACUUGUAACAGCGUUGAAGAUCAUGCUAUUAUUUGGGUAAUAGCUUUAUUCCUGACUGAACAGCAAGAAUAAUUGUAAAUUGUUAAAACUUCAUUUUUAUGUAGAAUGGAUGAAUUUUGGACAAAUCCUAAAAAGAUCUAAUAAGAACAUUAGAAACAGAAGUAUCCUGUAUAGGCAGGCCAUUCAACCCUUUGAGCCCACUCUAUCAUUCAAUGAGAUCACAGCUGACCUACUUUAAUACAAUUUUCCUUAAAUAUUUCUUAAUGUUUUGAAUAUGUAGAAAUUGAUCAAUCUCUUCAUGAAAAAUAUAAAUGAUUUUCAGCCCUCUGAGUCAGAGAAUGAAGAAGCCCCUCUUCAUUCCGUUUUAAAUAUCCUGACUUGUAUUCUGAUACUCUGUUCCCUGGUUCUAGACUCAACAACGAGUGGUAACAUCCAUGUUUACCCUGUAAAAUAUAUGUAAAUUUCAUUGAGAUUAACUUUUCAUUCUUGGAAUCUAUAGAAUAUAAGUGCGGUUUCUUCAAUCUCUCCUCGUAAGGAAAUCCUGCCAGGAAUUACUUAAUUGAACUACUUUUGCUGUAUUUCCUCUAUAGCAAGUAUGUAUUUCUGUGGCAAUGGAGUCCAAAAUAAAUAAGUGUCUAACAUCCUUGUGCUGAUUACAAAGUAUAUUUUUUCUGUAAUUUAGCUAAUUUGAUGUAUUUGAUUCAGAAUAUAUUGUAUUGUCAACUGUAUUUUUAAAAUAGGAAUUACUUGUCAAGUUCCACUAAAAUGAAAACAAAACCUUUAGUUACAACUACCAAAGUAACAUCUUAUAUCACACAAAUAUCACAGCCUACAGCAUCAGUCUCACAGGUAAAGGGGAAUUUACAGCAAACACAAAGAAAUGCUUCACACAACUGAAUGAGUAUGUAAUAUCAGGUUGAAUUCUUAAAUAUUUUGCAGAUAGUGGAUAAUCUGUUUCAGAUCUUUAUAAAUAAAUAUUUUCUUGCAUUUCAAUGGACUUUGAUAUUGUACCUAAAGCUCAACUCUGGUAGGAACUGUGCUGAGUUGGUGUACUGGAAAUAAGACUUGUGCCUUAUUUGCAGUUGGUGGUUUUGUAGACACAAACAGAAAUAUUUGCUAACAAUAGUAAAUAUUUUGUGGGAGUUACAAGGAACAAAAAUCUUAAUUGGUUUUAUAAGCAGACCCUCUGGUCAAUUAGGAAUGGGCAAUAAACGUUGGCGUAGCCAGUGACACUCUCAUCCCAUGAAUAAAAAAAAGAUGAACUCCAUUGAGACCAGUAUAAUGAAACAGAUUUUCUGAAGAAGGGUCCAGGCCCGAAACGUCAGCCUUCCUGCUCCUCUGAUGCUGCUUGGCCUGCUGUGUUCAUCCGGCUCUACACCUUGUUAUCUCUAAUGAAACAGAUAAGCUGCCUCCCAACACCCCACUGUUAGUUUCUGUCAUACAGGGUCCAUGGAGGAUGUUCAUAAAUAGGAUUAUUUUCUUAAGGUGUAAACUGAAAAACAGUUCAUUUCUUAAAAGUUUUGUGGAGGGAUGUACACAAUCUUUUUCGUCCCUAUGCUACAUUCAUUAUAAUUUGUAUUUUUUAA
Molecule: messenger RNA, 4895 nt
Organism: Rhincodon typus (whale shark)
Lineage: Eukaryota; Metazoa; Chordata; Chondrichthyes; Orectolobiformes; Rhincodontidae
Gene: wnt16
Product: wingless-type MMTV integration site family, member 16
Exons: 4
Coding region: 140-1339 (399 amino acids)
Biological process (GO): cell fate commitment; neuron differentiation; canonical Wnt signaling pathway
Cellular component (GO): extracellular region
Molecular function (GO): cytokine activity; frizzled binding
Source: RefSeq, a predicted model, not a curated record